ACUGCACAACAAAAAUGGCUUCCCUUCGCCACUGUUCGAAUAGGUUACUCCAAUUAAAUAAAGUUUUACCAAAGAAUUCUCGCCCGUUUACGCUUUACAACAAUAGAAAACCGAUAAAUACAAUAUACACAACAUUCGGUGUUGUAGUGAGUGCUAGUGCUUUGUAUUAUUUCGUAUCAAGAUUCAGAAAUGCUCACACAGUUCAUGCUUUUAAACCGAGGAAGAAAGAUGAUGAACUGGCGAAGGCUGUCAAGUUGACGUCCAGGGAAAAGAGAUUCAUCAAGUUUGCCUCGGUUGAGUACGACGGUCAACUGUACAUGACUCCUCAAGACUUCCUGGAGUCCUUCGUUGACCAGGAGCCGAGACCCCGAGUGAAGAGGAAGAACCUGAAACAGAAGGACCUUGACAGCAUCCGAGAUUACACUCCGAUACUGAGCAAAGGCAAUUCCAGGAUGUUCCGGGACCUGCGAGACAAGGGUAUAAUAUCUUAUACCGAGUACCUGUUUUUGCUGUCCAUCCUAACAAAGCCGCAAACUGGAUUUCGUAUUGCCUUCAACAUGUUCGACACCGACGGAAACGAAAGAGUUGACAAAAACGAAUUUCUUGUGUGUAUGAAUGUGGUGUCGGGGUUAGCCAACAGAUCUUUAAAUUACCAAGUGAUCAUUCCCGAAGUACACGUAGAACCGUCAAAUGUUUUAACCGAAGCCUCAGAGUCUAUAAUGGAGAAGAUUUUCAGUCACGCCUGGAAGGACAAGCGAGGUUUGGACAUUGAAGCAGUCGAGACGCAGCAGGUGGGAGAGCCGAGUGACGAGUAUGUAGAUGAUGAGCAAGGAUUACAACGGAGACACGCAGUGGACACUACACUCAUCAUUCAUUUCUUCGGCAAGAAGGGAAACAACGAGUUGCGCUACGAAGGAUUCAGGAAGUUCAUGGAAAACUUGCAGACAGAAGUGCUGGAGUUGGAGUUCAAUGAGUUUUCCAAGGGUUCCACCACAAUCAGUGAGAUUGACUUUGCCAAGCUUCUGUUGCGCUACACUGAACUCGACACUGAUGCAUACGACAUGUUCUUGGAUCGUUUGCUAGACAGAGUCAAGGAAGACGAUGGAAUCACUUUUGAAGAGUUCCGUGUCUUCUGUCAGUUCUUGAACAACUUGGAGGACUUCACCAUUGCUAUGAGGAUGUACACCUUGGCAGACCAUCCGAUUUCCAAAGAUGAGUUCCAUCGUGCUGUGAAGAUCUGCACAGGCACAAGUCUUAGUGAACACUUGGUCCACACGGUGUUUGCUCUGUUUGACGAAGACGGCGACGGUCAACUCAGCUACCGAGAGUUUAUCGCUAUUAUGAAGGAUAGGCUGCAUCGAGGUUUCAAGAUUACUACCAAGAAUGAAGGUUUGGAGUCCUUCAAGAUAUGCCUUCGUCAAGAGAUGAAAUCACCAGGUUAAAACUAAGUACUACUAACGUACUUAAAACCAUCAUAUAUUUGUAUAGAAUUUAAAUUUUCCACCUUCUUUAUUUGGGCUUGAUAAAUCAAGGGUAUGUUUUUGUUUUAUCUUGUUUGAAGUGCUAAUGUAACCUUUCUGUGAUUCUCAUGGUUUGUUUGUUUUCUCUGUGAUAUGUUGUAGUCAUUGAUUGUUGUUGACUGUUUUGUUCGUAAGUGUAUUUAUUAUGUCUGCAAUACAAAGGCUGUUAUAAUUAGGGCUUAAGUCUUCAGCACAAGUUGAUGAAAACCAAAGGUUUGAGGUUACAAUGUACAAUAGAAAAAAAUGGUCGUCUUGUAUUUUCAUUCAUUAAAUCUAGAGAGGAAUUAUGCAGUUUUCCUUAUCUUAAGAGGAAUGUUUGGUAAUUACAAUUUUACAUUUAAACACAAGCUUAUUAAAGUAGAAUACGCAGUAAUUAAAGCUCAAACGUUAAAAAUUUUUUAAAUACUUCGAUUUACUCCAGCUAUAUUUUUCAAAACAAUUAUAAAUAGAAACAAAUGUAGAUUCUUGAAAAUAAGAUUUUUCACUUUUGAUCUAUCUGAAUUUGUAGUGGUAAAUGUUAUCUUAAUAUAAGAUCAAAGAUUUAUAAAUAUGUUUGGGAUAUUAGAAAGGUAUUAAUUUUACUCAUAUAACAUAGUGUUAAGUCUUUAAAUAUUAUCUAAAUUAUUUAACGGUUUUCUUAAUUUACGAUUGUCAAUGAUAGCUCAACUCUGUAUUUUCCACAAAUAAUGCAUUUGAUUGUUCUAUAAAUAACUUAUCAUAGUUAUAUUAUUUAAUUUAUUAAUAGGUUAAUGUACAUAAAAAGAACUAACCCAAUAUAUUUUCACAACUAUCCGUGAUAUGUAAAACUGUUUAAUCUAAUAAUAAAUCAUUUCUUUUACUGCUCAAAUACUGUAACGGACAAUGUACUUAGUUUUUUUCUCGAUUUUAAUAGUGUUUAUGAAUUUACUAAACAAAUUUAUCUGCCCAUCCAAAAAUUUUGCCAUUGCAAAAAUGUAGCACAUAACUGCACAAAUAUGAUCAUUAUCGUUUAUAAGAAUCUAUUUUAUAUUCUUUAAAAUAAUUGGUUUAACAAAUUUGUCUUUCAGAUUAAAUAAUAGUAUUGUUAGUCAUUUGUUUAAGCAGUUAGUUAAAAACCAAAAAUAAAUUAGUAUCGUUAUUUGACUUUUUUACCAAAAUAACAUGAAUUUAUAAGUAUUAUUUGAGAUAAAACUCUAGUCUUCUUUUCCUAUGAGACUGUUAAGUUUUAAUUUGCCAUUACAUACAUUACAUGGAUUAUCUGUUGUAUAGAUUUAGUCAUAAAUAAUUACAUUUGAAACUAAAAUAUUAUUCAUUGUUACAUAAUUAAUCUUGUUAAAAUUGUUAUUUAUAAUGUUACCAAGAACAAAAUAGAAUAGUUUACGAUUAUCAAAUCAACAUAUUGUAGUGAUGCUAAUAGUAUUGCAGAAAGUGGGCUGUAACCUGUUUCUCAAUCAAUCUAUUACCUAAUUUAUUGUUGGUUGAGAUGUAAUAUUAUCGUAACCAAUAAAUAUUUAUUGCAAAACCAGCAAAACUU
Molecule: messenger RNA, 3033 nt
Organism: Macrosteles quadrilineatus (aster leafhopper)
Lineage: Eukaryota; Metazoa; Arthropoda; Insecta; Hemiptera; Cicadellidae
Gene: MICU3
Product: calcium uptake protein 3, mitochondrial
Exons: 11
Coding region: 15-1442 (475 amino acids)
Biological process (GO): calcium import into the mitochondrion; mitochondrial calcium ion homeostasis
Cellular component (GO): uniplex complex
Molecular function (GO): calcium ion binding
Source: RefSeq, a predicted model, not a curated record